AUGGAACGAAAUUUGGAGGAGGCUCUGGAGCAGACAGAUGAUAUUAUUGAAGUCUCAAGUCUCCAGCAACAGCCCCCUCCAGUGACACCCACAUCUAGUGGGGAAAAAUCUCUUCAGGAAAAACUGUAUGAAAUUUAUAUGGAGGAAUGUAAGAAGGAGCCUGAAGCAGAGGGCCUUCAAAACAAUGUCAACUUGCUAGAGAAGCUUAUGAAGAGAGAGGCGUUGCCGUGUUUAGUGGUCAACCUGUAUGCAGAAAAUCAGGGCUAUUCUCUCCUGCUCAAGGACAAAGAUGGAGCCCUUAUAGAGCCCGUUUCAGUGCCUUAUGUAGGACAGAAACUGCUCGAAUAUUUGGAUGCUGAACAGUUACCUUCUUUUCUGAUUGAUGCCCUGGAAAAGUCCCCUGUGAAUGUGUUUCACCAUGGGUGUGUCAUAGCAGAAAUUCGAGACUUCAGGCCGUUCAGUACUGGCUACCCUCCUGGGGAGCCUGGUGAAGAUCCUACUGCAUCAUCUACUGAGUCUGCUGUCUCAUCUACUGUGUCCUCUCCUGCUUACCAAACUCGUCACAUCCUCUUACGUCCGACGAUGCAGUCACUAGUGAGUGAUGUGGAGUCCAUAACAAGUGACAACCGUCAGUGGACCCAGGAAGAAAAACUUGAACUUGAGAGCCAAAUGAUCUUGGCUACAGCAGAGCCACUGUGUCUGGAACCCUCUGUUUCUGUCACCUCCACGGGCAAUACACUGCUGUUUAAUGAGCAGAAGAUGAACACUGACCCCAUGAGGGAAUGCCUCUCCAGUCCUGAGCAGCCGCUAGAACUGGAGGAAGAAAAGAACAUAUGUACAACUCCUCCUGAUGUUGCAACAAUGAUUGCUUGCAGAAAACGAGCAGAAAUAAAACCAGGUGACCAAUAUGAUCUGAAGAUUGCUGAAGCAGGAAAGUGUGUAGAUACAUGGAAGCAGAGACCCUGUGAACUGGUGGCCCCCUCACAGGUCGAUGUGCAGAAAUAUGCUAAAGGGAAGCAGUCUGUGCCCCAUGAUGACUCAGCAUCAACAUCCUGGCCAGCUCCUGAGGUAAAAUGUGGUGAUGUAUGUGAUAGUAAAGAGGUCAGUCAGUCAUGGGUAGCAAAAUCAAAUGUGACUGAGUCCCUUAGUGACCCAUUUUUCUCUCCUGAAAUAGAGCCACCAACAGAGGGCCCAUGUGAUAGCCAGAUGUGUCUUCCUCAAGUUGCCCCAAGUGAUUGUCCACUUGCUUCUGUAGCUGGGGCAAAGAUUGAGUCUGGGGAGGCAAUGGGUGUGUGCCAAGGGUCUGUCCCAAGCCAGGCUGUGUGUCUAGGCAAAAACCUACAGGGAUCCACUGACUCCAUCUGUCUUGGCCAGCCCUCCCCAGGGAGCGAUGCCAAAUCCCAUUCAGUGACAUCCUCAGUCUCAGAGGUGGGAGAUAAGACCCCAGCUCCACUGUUGACACUGCCCUCCACCUCAGGACGGAGCUCUUCAGCAAUCAGGCCUCCCUUAGUGCUAGUCAGAGGUAGGAAGAUUCUGAGAUUUUCUCCUUAUUCCACAUCAGCUAGCCUGGCUCAGCAAACCUUCUGGGGAAUGAGUGGUGUUAACAACCCUCCUCCAGCUGUCCAGCCUUCGGCCAGCUCAUCAGAGAGCCGUCCAGCCACCCAUGGCACCAGCAGUGCCACUGGCCAAAAUGUCACCAAUGUUUUUGGCCUUACACAGGGAGCCCCUGUUUUGAAGAGUAUUCUGACCCAGGUACAGAGCUUCCCCACUAGUGCCCCAGGAUCUACAGAAACCUCUUCCAGAGGCUUUCUGCCUCCUAGAGGUCAGAUGCCCAGUACCCAGACCAGAGCACCACAGUGCUCUGUGCAAACAUCUGUGAAAGUAUUUGUAAAAAAUACUUCAGGCCCUGUAACUGUCAGGCUUUCACCUAGCUCUGUCAUUUUGCACCCAGAGUCACAAUCACAGGGUCCCCAGCAGCCGCCACAGCAGCCACAGCAGCAGGCACAGCAGCAGCCACAGUCACGGCUGUAUCCACAGCCAGAGCGGCAGCGCCCCCAGCAGCCAGAUUCUUUGUAUGUGUUUAUUUCAAAACGGCAUCAGCCACCUAGGGCUCCUAUCCCUCCACAGCCAAUUCCACUACCUUACCAGUACAACCAGAGAUCAAGCUUUCAGCAAUGGGUAGUGCCAACUCAGCAAACUGGUCUCUUUAACCUUGCUGAGGCCAGGAGGGUUCACCAGUCUCAGGCCACUGUGGUGUGUCGGGUAGGCUCUACCCAGAGUCCUGGGCAGAACCUUCCUUCACAGAGCAUUCAGAACCCUGCAGCUGGGGUAGAACAGCUGCAGGCCCGGGGCCAGAAUGUGCAUCUGAGAUUCGUGCCACGUAUAGUGGCUGUGUCUAGAGCAGCCACUCAGCGUAGUCAUCAGGGGCACACAGGUAGCCAGGACACAGGUGGCCAGGACACAGGUACAGGGAAGGGAGGUCCACCAACCACCCCAAAGUCUUAG
Cricetulus griseus (Chinese hamster) is the source of this 2505-nucleotide messenger RNA. NCBI's taxonomy places the organism in Eukaryota, Metazoa, Chordata, Mammalia, Rodentia, Cricetidae. The record is from RefSeq and is a predicted model, not a curated record.